This is a messenger RNA of Ornithorhynchus anatinus (platypus), 3541 nucleotides long. RefSeq names its product LIM homeobox 9 (gene LHX9). Gene Ontology annotation, biological process: regulation of transcription by RNA polymerase II; neuron differentiation. Lineage: Eukaryota; Metazoa; Chordata; Mammalia; Monotremata; Ornithorhynchidae. Gene Ontology annotation, molecular function: RNA polymerase II transcription regulatory region sequence-specific DNA binding; DNA-binding transcription factor activity, RNA polymerase II-specific. The transcript has 5 exons. The record is from RefSeq and is a predicted model, not a curated record. Gene Ontology annotation, cellular component: nucleus. The coding region runs from base 212 to 1426 and encodes 404 amino acids.
UUCUCCUUCUCGUGAUUUUUUUUUUUCUUGUUUGUUUGUUUUCUGCACAUCUCCUCGGAGCCGUUGCAAGGAGCUUCGCUUCUCUGUCCCUCUCUCCGUCCUCUCUCUUUUUCCUCCUCUCUUUCUCCUUCUCUCUCCCCCCUCCUCUCCAAUUCUCCAACCCCCGCGGUAGCAUUGUCUUUACGCGCGCCGAGGCCCCGGGGCGCUGUCUAUGGAAAUAGUGGGGUGCCACCGCCGCCGCCGGGAAGCAGAAGAAAAUACUUGUCCUUUCCGUCCCCCAGCCAUGCUUUUCCACGGGAUCUCCGGAGGCCAUAUCCAAGGGAUCAUGGAGGAGAUGGAGAGGAGAUCCAAGACGGAAUCCCGCCUGGCCAAAGGAGGGCAGAUGAACGGCAGAGAAGCGAGCUUGCCCCCUUCGAGUCCCGAAAAGCCUGCUUUGUGCGCUGGUUGUGGAGGGAAGAUCUCAGACAGAUAUUACCUGCUGGCUGUUGACAAACAAUGGCACCUCAGGUGUCUUAAAUGCUGUGAAUGUAAACUGGCUUUGGAGUCAGAGCUCACCUGCUUUGCCAAGGAUGGUAGCAUUUACUGCAAGGAGGAUUAUUACAGAAGGUUCUCCGUGCAGAGAUGUGCCCGCUGCCACCUUGGGAUUUCCGCCUCCGAGAUGGUCAUGAGGGCCAGGGAGUCCGUCUAUCACUUGAGCUGCUUCACCUGCACCACCUGCACCAAGACCCUGACCACCGGCGACCACUUCGGCAUGAAGGACAACCUGGUCUACUGCCGGGCCCACUUCGAGACCCUCUUGCAAGGGGACUACCCCCCGCAGUUGAGCUACACCGAGCUGGCGGCCAAGAGCGGAGGCCUGGCCCUGCCCUACUUCAAUGGCACCGGUCCUGGCACGGUGCAGAAGGGGCGACCCCGGAAAAGGAAGAGCCCCGCCCUCGGGGUGGACAUCGUCAAUUACAGCUCAGGCUGUAAUGAAAAUGAGGCAGACCACCUGGACCGAGACCAGCAGCCUUACCCUCCCUCACAGAAGACCAAGCGCAUGCGCACCUCCUUCAAGCAUCACCAGCUCCGCACCAUGAAAUCCUACUUUGCUAUCAAUCACAAUCCGGACGCCAAGGACCUCAAGCAGCUUGCCCAGAAAACAGGCCUGACCAAGAGAGUUCUGCAGGUUUGGUUCCAAAACGCACGAGCCAAAUUCAGAAGGAAUCUUUUGCGGCAGGAGAAUGGGGGUGUCGAUAAAGCCGAUGGCACGUCACUUCCAGCACCGCCUUCAGCAGACAGCAGCGCUCUCACUCCACCGGGCACUGCGACCACUUUAACAGACCUGACCAAUCCCACUAUCACUGUAGUGACAUCCGUGACCUCUAACUUGGACAGCCACGAAUCCGGAAGCCCCUCACAAACUACCUUAACGAACCUUUUCUAACAUUGGAAUUUUUUUUUUUAAUUCUUCUUCUUCUUUUUGAUUAUUAUUCUAAUCAUUAUUAUUAUUAUUUACAAGACUUUUUUUGAAACCCACAAAAUAUUUGGGAAAAAAGAAGGAAAAAAAAACCCAACAGCUUGGUGUGUAGCAUCUGCAGCCACUUGGCCGAUGAGUUUACAGCAAUGUCUUGUCAAAGCUAUGAUUUUGUCUAGAAAAUGUAUUUGGACUUCUAAAUUUUCUCAUUAGGUCUUUCAUUAGGAAAUUGAAGGGGAAUUUUUGGAUCAGUCUAAUAAGUGCCUCUUAAGAUUGUAUGUUACUUAUUUCCAGAAUCUCAAAAAACAACAACAAUUUUACCGUCAUGGGCAAAGAAUCACGUUCCCCCAUCAGCUAAUCACACUUAUGAAGUAUCGGAAUAAUAAUUUUAUGUCUUGCAAUUUUAUGAGGUUUUAAAAAUCAUCAUUUUUUAUUAAAUAAGAAGUUAGUAUUUUUCAUAUGCACCCCUAAAAUCUGAAUGAAGGAUCCGAUCAAGCAAAAGCAUUAAAAAGUGACCCUUGCCUCACACAUACAAAGUCUCUGCUUUAACCAGGGACACCUACUCUGAAGUUGAUAUUUUUCCUUUCAGGUGCAUAGAACCCAACCCAGCUUAUUAUUUUUACAUCCCCCAAUGUGAAUUCCAUUAAAAUCUGCAGUCUAGGAAAGUUUAAAAGGUAAUCCUCUUCAAAAUGACCUAUUUUCAGGGAAAAUGGAAAUAAGCAAAAUAUGAUUCAUUAAGAUGUAUGAAAGUCUGGUUGAGUAAAAAUUUUUCCUUGCUCCUCUGAAUUUAUUUCAGAUGUUCCAUGAGUUUGUAUCGGGCAUUGGUUCAUAUAUGAACAAGCUUAAUAUUGCUAUUUUUAAUAUUACCAUUACUUUUAUUUUUAAACCUUUGUGUAAAGAACACCUAUGUUGGAAAACAUUCUUAUGAAAUUGGGGAUUUGAAGACAACAGUCUUGAAGUAGAUAAACUCAGAAGCCUCGUGGAUGCUGAUCAGAAUACAUUUCCUAGUUUACAAUAGCAACCUAAAACAAUUUAAAUAAAAUCUUAAUGGUCUGGGCAGUGGUGAAUGUUCAUCUGUACGCUUCUGUUGUAGUUAAAUACCGAUUAGAUUGUGGAUUUUCUCAGAAAAAAAAAACCAGUCAAGAUAUAUGUCUUGCUUUUAGUGGAUUGUUAAGAAUAACUUUGCACAUAUACUCCACUUUUUAGGCCCCAUAAAUCUUUCUGGUGGUCAGAGUGGCUAUUUAAUAUAUUUUAAAGGUGUCCUUUUGGCUGUAUAAAUGUGUAGUUACAUAUUGACAGUUCACUGCCCACAUUAAAGUGCAUUAUUGUAACUUUUGCUCAGGGUUUUUAGAAAAUUAGCACAGAAAGGUAGCUUAUUUUUUAAAAAAAAAAGAUGAUGGAAGAGAUGUUAACACUGUAACAGAAGAAAGGUGUGAUUGCCAUUAUAUAUUUAGCAAGUAUGGUUAUCAUCUUCUAUGGAGCUUAAAUCUUGACUUUUCCUAUUUCUCUCGCAUUUUGGGCAUUUACCACUAACCAGACCAAACAACCUUGGUAAGGCUGAGAUCUUAAUAAUACACUUUUACAGGUAAAAAUACUGAUGCUUAUAAAUUUUGUUCUUUGACAGAACAAUCUAUGGUACUAUAGAUCUACUUUAUUAAGUAGACUAAUUAUAACUCAGUUCCUCUAUGUGCCUUAAACUAUAACUUGGAAGUAAGUUUGUGAAAAAUCAGGAUAUAUGUGUUGUUUGUUAAAUUAACUGUUUUAAGCCCUUUUGACACCUCACUAGUUUUGUACUGUUUUACCUCUUAUUUCUGAAACUCUUUUUAUGGUGUAUCCUGUUAGAGGGGACAAAACAUGUCAUAGAAAGCAGUUGUGCACUCUUUCAGAUAUAGUUGAUAAAUUCAAUACUCUCUUAUAUAUUGAGCUUCGUGUUUAUAGUACAGUAAGUGGUCUAGCAAAAUUGUCCAUGUUUCUUUGUUUAUUGAUAAAUGCAUUGUAUAGAAACUAUUUCCCCUAAAUAUUUAUGGACCAAACAAUUGUGAUAUAUCCUAUUAAAUUUGUGUGAAUAAACCAUUUUGAAUCUAA